AUGAAGUUGCCUGUAAGCGUUCCUUUGAGCACGUACCUUGCAUAUAAACAAAAUAAAGAAGUCGAAUUUCAGCGUAAUUUGAAAUCCGAAAACUUUGAUUGGGAUAUAAAUCAUCCCAAAUUGCUCUCCUGCUUAUGCGUUGAAAAGUUGAGUGAUAUUUGGACUGGUUCUAAAUUGGACCAACUAUUGGCAAAGGAUCGUGAAUUAUUUCUGCAAAUUUUAAACACCGAUGUUCCUCUUCAACUUUUGGUAGACAACAUAAAAAAUGACAUUUUUUGGAAGCGUUGCUACUUAUCUAAGUGGAACGAUUCUUUGCUGUUGGCUGAAAGAAAACCUUGGAUCGCUUUAUUCAUGGAGCGUUUUUAUGCAGAGGUAUUAGAAAAUAUGAAUCCGAAGCAGUACGACCCAGAAAAGGUAAAUAAUUUGGUUAAGCUUUGUGGGCCUUACAUACAAUCACUGUACAUUAAAAGCUUAGUUCCAUCGGAUAUACCAGUGCAGAGAACCGUUUCACCAGAAAUGGAAAACCUCCUUACCAGUCGUCGGCAAAAAGAUCAAAAAACAGUUAGAAACCAAGGGUUAAAUAGAGAUCACAUUUCUUUACAUGCUGCUUUAGGUAGUUUAUGUAAUUUAACAGAACUUCAUUUAUCUUAUCAGUUAAGAUCAAUCGGUGUAGAAUACAGGAAAGACCAGUUUCAGUUUACUAACAACGAUGCGAGAAAUUUAGCUCAUGGCCUGGAGAAAUGUAGCCUAUUAAAAGUUCUAAGAAUAACGAGGAGUGACAUGAAUUGUCAAAGAGUUAAGUACAUAUUACGCGGUUUAUCUGAUAACUCAAACUUGGAAACGCUAGAUUUUAGUCAUUGUAAGAUUGGAGAUGAAGGAGCGUUGUCCGUUGCUAAAUUUAUAUCGAAACAUGAUAAACUGCGAAAUCUUAUUUUGGUCGACAAUGUGUUUGGUCCGAAUGGUAUUGAACAUAUAGCACACGUACUGAAUCAUACAAGUUGCGGUUUAAGAAAUUUAGAUUUGCGAUUAAACAAUAAGCUUGGUUCCGAUGGCGUUGCUCAUGCAGCGGUUGCCAUCGCACGGGGAUGUAACCUGACUUCCUUAAAUAUAUCUGGUUGUGGUAUAAAACCAGAUCCACUACAAAAGCCACCAGCAGGUGUUUGGUCCGCAUUGAAUGCUGAUAAUCCUCCAACUUGUGGGGAUUUAUUAGCACGAGCAAUCGGAUUGGUGAAAACACCACUGCGAUCGUUGGAUAUUAGUGUAAAUAAUAUUGGAUCACCUAGUGAUUUAACAUUAUCGAAUGCAAUUUGUCUCAGUUAUUUGAUAGACAUAAACUUAAAAAGAUCAGGAAUGAGUUCGAUGGCAAUGGCCAUAGCUGAAUCUGCGGCUGCUGAACAGAGACUAAGAAGAGAAGCAGAAAAGGGAAUAAGAUUUAGAAGAAGCGCUGGUAGAGUUGUACAAGCACGGAGAGUUGCUAAGGGCAUGAACAUAGAUGCAGAUCCAAUACUGUUAGCUCAACAACUAUCAGCUCGUCCGUCCAUUGUAUCUGUGACUUCAGAGGAAGGAACUUAUAAUAUUCUGGCACAGCCAUUAUCAACUGAUUUUGGAUUCGUACCAGCGCUUAAGAGCCCCUUACCAUCAUCUCGCACUUCAUCAUUAACGGGCGCAUCAACAUCAAGACGAUCCAGUCAUCAUGCAGUAUUGGAGCCGGUUAAAGAAGUUCGCCGUACUGCACUUGUGCGACGUCGUUCUGACGGUUCCUUAUUGGAGCCCCGUUAUGCGAAUGCAGAGCGUCACAUAAAAAUUUAU
Papilio polytes (common Mormon) is the source of this 1809-nucleotide messenger RNA. Its product is annotated as T-complex-associated testis-expressed protein 1. Gene Ontology annotation, cellular component: perinuclear region of cytoplasm; nucleus; cytosol. Gene Ontology annotation, molecular function: GTPase activator activity; small GTPase binding. The record is from RefSeq and is a predicted model, not a curated record. Lineage: Eukaryota; Metazoa; Arthropoda; Insecta; Lepidoptera; Papilionidae. The annotation marks the transcript as partial. The transcript has 11 exons. Gene Ontology annotation, biological process: activation of GTPase activity; nucleocytoplasmic transport.